GCAACCUCUCGCUCAGUUUACUGGCUUAUCUCCCGCCCUCACAGACCUAAUCCAGAAAUCGAAACUGAACCAGUAACCAUGCAGAAGGCGCCUGCACCCCCUGGAUCUCCCUGUGGACAACAGGAAUCUGCCCCGACCCCCACGCCCACCAUGCCUCCCCCAGAGGAACCCUCCGAAGACUAUGAACACAGCCAAAGCCCUGCAGAGCAAGCCAUAAAGGAGGAAUUUCAGUUUCUGCGCUGCCCCGGCUGCCAGGCCCAAGCCAAGUGCCCCAAACUGCUGCCUUGUCUGCACACGCUGUGCUCCGGAUGCCUCCAGGCGCCUAGCCUGCAGUGCCCCAUCUGCAAGGCGCCUGGGUCGGCCGAUGCUAAUGGGGAGGCCCUGGAUAACGUGUUCUUCGAGAGCCUGCAGCGGCGCCUGGCGGUGUUCCGGCAGAUCGUGGAUGCGCAGGCUGCAUGUACCCGCUGCAAAGAAUUGGCCGACUUCUGGUGUUUCGAGUGUGAACAGCUCAUGUGCGGCAAGUGCUUCGAUGCACAUCAGUGGUUUGUCAAGCAUGAGGCCCGGUCCCUGGCCGAGCUCCGCGACAAUUCAGUGAGCGACUUCCUCGACAGUACGCGCAAAUCCAACAUCUUCUGCUCCAAUACCAACCACCGCAACCCUGCGCAGACUGACAUCUACUGCCGAGGCUGCGCCAAGCCUCUGUGUUGCACAUGCGCGCUCCUGGACCGCAACCACAGCCAUCUUCAGUGCGAUAUUGGUGAGGAGAUUCAGCAGCGCCAUGAGGAGCUAGGCGCCAUGACACAGGCUCUGGAGGAGCAGGGCACAACCUUCGACAGUGCCCAUGCACAGAUGCGCUCAGCCUUAGGCCAGCUGGACCACGCACGCGCAGACAUUGAGACGCAGAUCCGUGCACGCGUGCGCCAAGUGGUAGACUAUGUGCAGGCUCAAGAGCGCGAGCUGCUCGAGGCGGUGAAUGAACGCUACCAGCGCGACUACCAGGAAAUAGCUGGCCAGCUGAGCUGCCUGGAAGCUGUGCUGCAACGCAUCCGCACUAGUGGGGCGCUGGUCAAGAGGAUGAAGCUCUACGCCUCCGACCAGGAGGUGCUGGAUAUGCACAGCUUUCUACACAAGGCACUCUGCAAUUUGCGCCAGGAGGAGCCCCAGAACCAGAAAGUCCAGGGGCUCACCAGCGGCUUCGAGGAGUUCAAGUUGUGCCUGCAGGACCUCAUCUCCUGCAUCACCCAGAGGACAAAUGCGGCUGUAGGUACGAGAGCCAGCCCAGAGGCAGCCAGCAGGCUUGAGCCCUCGACUGACCUUGAGCAGCCCAAAGAAGUGCAGAGGGUACAGGCUCAGGCCCUAGAGCUGUGUAAGACCCAACCUGUGGCUAUAAUAAAGACAGUUCCUGGAGCCCACCCUGUACCAGUGUAUGCCUUCUCUAUGCAAGGUCCCACCUACAAAGAGGAGGCUUCUCAGACAGUCGGCCCCGUGAAGAGGAAGUACUCCCACGAAGAUUGCUCCAGGAAGAGCAUCAAGAUGGAGUCCACAGAGAAGAAUGAGGACGGGUUGACCACAAGCUCCCCCGAGCAGCCCAGGCCCAGCACUUCCAAGGCCACCUCACCUCCUCAUCUGGAUGGGACUUCUAGCCCUGAGAGCACCGUCCCUGAAAAAGAGACCCUCCCGCCCAACAACAAUCAUGUUACCAACGACACAGGGGAUACAGAGGAGCGAGUCGUGGUGAUCAGCAGUUCAGAGGACUCGGACACCGAGAAUCUGUCCUCCCACGAGCUGGACGGUAGCAGCAGUGAGUCCAGUGGCCUGCAGCUGGAGGGCCCCAAUUCCCUCAAGGCCUUGGAUGAGAGCCUCGCCGAACCCAGCUUAGAAGACAGGACCCUGGUUUUCUUUGACCUCAAGAUUGACAAUGAAACCCAGAGAAUUAGCCAGCUGGCAGCCGUGAACCGGGAAAGCAAGUUCCGUGUGCUCAUCCAGCCCGAGGCCUUCAGUGCCUACUCCAAGGCCAUCUCCCUGGAAGCGGGGCUGCAGCACUUCCUCAGCUUCCUCCGCUCCAUGCACCGUCCCAUCUUGGCGUGUCCUAAGCUGUGGGGGCCCGGACUCCCCAUCUUCUUCCAGGCCCUGAGUGAUAUUAACAAGCUGUGGGAAUUCCAGGACGCCAUCUCAGGUUUCUUGGCCGUGCUGCCCCUCAUCCAGGAACGCAUACCCGGCGCCAGCAGCUUCAAACUUAAGAACCUAACCAAGACCUACCUGGCGAGAAACAUGAGCGAACGCAGCGCCCUGGCUUCUGUGCUGGCCAUGAGGGACCUGUGCUGCCUCCUUGAGGUCUCCCCAGGACUGCUGCUGGUCCAGCAUAUCUACUCCUUCAGUAACUUGCAGUGUUUUGCCUCCCUGCAGCCCCUAAUUCAGGCUAGUGUCCUGCCGCAGCCCGAGGCCCGCCUCUUGGCCCUCCACAAUGUGAGCUUUGUAGAGCUGCUGAACGCAUACCGCACCAACAGGCAAGAAGGCUUGAAGAAGUAUGUCCGCUAUCUGAGCCUGCAGACCACCCCGUCGUCGUCAUCAUUAUCAUCGGCUUCCACCCAAGUUGCCCAAUUCGUGCAGGCUGUGAGCACCUACAUGGAAGGACUGUUGGAAGGCCAUGCCCCUGCUGGGGCAGAAGGCAAUGCUACUGUUCUCUCUGACAGAGCUGAAAACACCAGAGGCACCCCAGACCUAGACCUCCCUUCUAGAAGCCAGAACCAGGAAGGCUUGCAUAAAGAAGGCAUGGCCUCUGAGCUCUCAAGGGCCCCAGUUACCACCUACCACCACCACCACAGGUGGCCUUGCAGCUCUUCCUGGAUGUUCGAUUCAUGGUGUUUUCCAGAUAGCCCAGAGUUCCAGCUUUGACAGCCUGAUGGCCUCCACUUUCAUAUGAAUGAUGCCAGCAUGCCCACACCUCUGACUCAUCAUAUGGGUGUUCUAAGGCACCCAAUGCUGCACCCUUUAAUACAGUUUCUUGUGGUUGUUGUGAUUACCCCAACCGUAAAAUCAUUUUGUUGCUAUUUCAUGUCUGUAAUUUUGCUAGUUAAUGAACCGUAAUGUAAACGUCUGGUAUGGAGAAUAUAUGAUAUGCGACUCCUAUGAAAGGGCCGUUUGACACCCCCCCCCCCCAGUGGGUCACGACCAACAGGUUGAGAACUGCUACUCUAAGGCAUUCUGUAGAAGCUCAUUCCUACCACAGUAAGGCUGAACUCUGAAAACUAUCCAUUAGAGCCCUGGUUCUGGGUGGGGAUAAGGAUGGGAGGAGAAAGGUUGAGACCCUGGCCUGGCUGUACUGACAAGGUGGUGCUGGGGCCAUGUCUCACACCUGGCCCUCGGCCUAUCCCUGAACUAAGCAGGACCCAUUGUGGCCCAGCCUCAGCAGGCUGCUUGUCUUUAGCUGAUGUUGGAUUAAUGACAGAAGGAAGCCCCUCCCCUUACUGCUGUCAAAGCCUUCAGUAAACAUGCGAAUCCUGAAACCCUAACAUUCUGAUUGCAAGCUCUACUCCUCCCUCCUUCCCUAGAGGAGCCUUUGAGGCGCCUCUUUCCUGGGGACAAAAGGCUCUCCUAGACACGGGUGAGCAGGUAAUCGCCCAACUUGGCUUUGGGGAAAGUCAGGGUAGCAGAGGAUCGCCUCACCUCGUCCAGAGCGAAGGACACGGAUCCUCUAUUUCAAGUAGGGAAGCCCAGGUGGACUUUGCUCAGGAUGGUUCCCAAAGUGAGAGGCACCUCCUACGGGGAGGCACAAGCCAGAGACCAGGACCUGCAGGCCCUUUGCUGCUGGGUCCUCUCCUGUUUUUAAGUUUCUAGAGCUGGCAAUAAAAUCUUAUGAGCUGAAAGUGAGGAGCAGUGUAGGAAAUUGUGGUUGAUAUCCUAGAUGGAGCUUAGCUUAGAACUUUCUAAGCGCCAAUGCACAGCGUUCUAGGGAAUGGUGCUCCUUGGCUGGGUGAGCUGCCAGGUUUGCUCAACAAUNCCCCCCCNCCCCCCGCCACUGUACCCUCUUGUCCAGGUGCCCAAUUUCCACUUCUAGAGCUUUAGUCGCUCAGCUUGGCCCUUUGACCAAAAUAUAUCAAAGUUUAAAUAUGUUGUGUGUACCACAUUUUAAAAUUUUUUCAAGGUUUACCCACAGACAUAUCAAUCAAAAGCUUAUUGGUCUGGAAGUUGGGAUUCAGGUUUUGGUAGAUCGUGGCCCUGAUCUGAUACUCCUAACUCCCUGGUCCUUGGGCGGCUCCUCUGUAAAAUGAGAAAAUGUAUAUUUUUACUUCAUGAGAUCUUUGCUGGAAUUAAUGAGAAGGGUCAGUGUUUAUGACUUAAGGGCUUAUGUUACAGACAAGUAAGAUGAGAAUUACCACUCUUUAAGAAAACAAACAGCAAGUCUUAGCAACAUAACAAGAAUACACACUGUGUUGGGGGAGAGGCUGGGAGGGAGCCAAGAAGAGUCAGGCACCACCGCAUCUUAGCAAGUGAGCAGUAGUUGGCUUUGUGUUCCUGAUGCUCCAAAUGGGAGAAGGACCUGCAAUAAUACAGAUCAGGCUUCUUGGGGCUGCUUGGCUCGUUUCUGCCCUAACCCCUCUUGAGAACAAAGGCUAGCUCAUGCCCUUGUGAAUGUCCCUUGAAAGUCUGCUUUAGCCUAGUCUCAACCUGCACAACACCCAAAGGCUACCCAGGUGCCUGCUGUUCUGCCACCCUGGACCCUACUCAGUUUCACCUUCAAAGUCUAACCUUGGGCCUGCCCCUCUCAGCAGGUCUCCUGGGUCUUCUGAGACUCCCUGCAUUGGGGGUUUCUGCUUCUUUUGUUCUUUGUUAAGGAUGCAGCUAGUUAGGUUCCCUGGGUGUGGUACACUAACCAUUAACUCAGGACUGAACCAUCCCAGGUAGAAGAGGAUCCAAGCUUACAUUACCCCCAGCUUCUGUCAGCAGAGGGCGCCACAGCCCACAUGUCUGACCAGAGGUUUGCUGGACCAUUGUGCACAGCUCUGUUGGGGUUGGUAGCCUAGGCAUAAUGUGUCCCAGCCCUUUGUAAUGUGUUGGGCAUUCUGGGACUACAAGAGACAGUUUUAGGUAGCUAGCCCACAGAGAAGAAUUUUCAAAUGUCGAAGUCUUUAUAUUUAUUCGAACACCUAUCGAGAACGAUUUCUGAGGUUGCUCAGAAUGCCACUAACUUGGAAUUCCUUAAAGGUAUGCUUAUCAUUAAUACUAAGUAACUAUAAGCCCAGAAGAAACACAGGCACAGCAAACCUGUAAAUGUGGAAGCGUUUGGGAAAUGUUGGGUCAUCAGUGAAAUUAGGACAGGGACCACAGGAGAGUGAGAGAAGGCUGAGCCAGGUUUAGUCCCAAUUCUGACUUGGGCGUGGGGUGCGUGGGCUAAGCUAGUUGUCAGUGAGGAGAACAUGACCUGCAGUCUAGCUGGGGGUAAAUGGUAAGAUGUGGGCUUAGAUCAGACUCGGUCGCAUCUGGAGCAAAGGUCGUGAAUCCAGGGGAAAUCUGAGCCACGCACUCACUGGUCUCCAGGUGUGGCUUUAGCAAUGGAGGAAUCCCUGAAGCUUCUGAGGAACUGCUCACAUGGUACCCCAACACACGCGCUAUCCCUUUCUGGGACCGUCUUUUAGAAGCAUCUAGGAGGCCCUCUGCAGCAGCUCCCUGAUCCCCAGGGGCCAUGUCCACCAAUCACAGGAAAGAUUGAGCCAUGUGCAGGUCUUUCUAGGGGCAAGAGCCCAGGACAUCAGGUGCUUUCUUUGUGCAUGCAUAGUCUCCCGGCUGUCAUACUAGGAGGGAGGCUGCGUGCAUGACUUAGCCGCCAACGCCAAGUAGCUUCAACCCCUCCUCCCAGCUACACCAUUUCUUUACACCUUGGCCAUCUUUUUCCUACCAGUGAACACAGGGAGCAGCAAAGCCAAUAUCUUGCUGGAGGUCAGCUCUCUUGCCUAUGCAGGCAGAAGUAGACCAGAGGGAGCCCAUGCCUAGGCCACUGCACCAGGUGUCUGGCCUUGAGCUUGGGUGUAAGUUUCCUGUCUCCCUUCAGUGGCGUCCUGAUUGCCCAGUCUCGGGUGAUGAGAAAUGAAGGCCCCCCGAAGCUCCUGUCUCCCUCAGCCUGGUACCACUGCUCAAGCUUAUCCUCAUUUCCUUUUUAAUUUUAGGGCAGUGUCUCUCUACCUCUUUUUUUGUUAUAUUACUGCCACCCCCUAAGGAAUCUUUUAAGGUAAUUUGGUCCUAUUUUCACAUUCCUCCAACUUAUGUGCUAAUACCAGCUAUGCCUGGCCUUCUCUGGGACUUUUUCGACUUUCGACCUUUAAAAGGAAUGUUUUCUUUCAUCCACAACAGUUUGGACAGUGAGAACUCAGAGUCAUGGUUUCUGUAAGGUUGUCAGCUGCCUGCCAGGGAUCAGUUUCCCUCUCCUGGGGUAGUGGGUGCUGUCUUUGUUGAGGAUGUAAAAUUUCUGGAGAGGUCCCAUCUCCGGUUACAGUGCAAGUCGGAGCUGGUCAUGGAGUGCUGAGCCUGCUGUGGGGGUGGGUACAUGUGGAAAGCAAGGACAGAAGAUAUGGCUGAGAUCUCUGAGGACACGCCCCCUCAGUAGUGGAGGCCUAGUACAAGGAGGGCCACACCUGAAGCUGGGGCUCAAGAAUGGUAGGCAGGUCCAUCAUUAAUUCUUGUCUCUGAACCCAGAUGUCAGCUCCAGAUCCACUGGGCUUAAGUGAAAAGAUGCCCGUGGAGAGAAGGAUCUAGAAUUUCCACUCACUCUCCCCAUCAUUUACACACACACACACACAGAGGAAGUUUGAAAGUCCCUAUCUGCCGGGCGUUGUGGUGCACGCCUUUAAUCCCAGCACUUGG
Messenger RNA from Mus pahari (shrew mouse), 6858 nucleotides. It is a transcript of the gene Pml, whose product is annotated as promyelocytic leukemia. The record is from RefSeq and is a predicted model, not a curated record. Lineage: Eukaryota; Metazoa; Chordata; Mammalia; Rodentia; Muridae. Bases 79 to 2895 code for a protein of 938 amino acids. The transcript is spliced from 11 exons. Gene Ontology annotation, molecular function: zinc ion binding; ubiquitin-protein transferase activity. Gene Ontology annotation, cellular component: nucleoplasm; chromatin; PML body. Gene Ontology annotation, biological process: PML body organization; positive regulation of DNA-templated transcription; intrinsic apoptotic signaling pathway in response to DNA damage.